Molecule: messenger RNA, 662 nt
Organism: Musca vetustissima
Lineage: Eukaryota; Metazoa; Arthropoda; Insecta; Diptera; Muscidae
Gene: RpL18
Product: large ribosomal subunit protein eL18
Exons: 3
Coding region: 91-657 (188 amino acids)
Biological process (GO): translation
Cellular component (GO): cytosolic large ribosomal subunit; ribosome
Molecular function (GO): RNA binding; structural constituent of ribosome
Source: RefSeq, a predicted model, not a curated record
UCAAACUGCAGCUCACUUCGCUUCGAUGUGCUUGUCAAUUUGACGUUACAUAUUGCGAGCCUACGUCUCUUUCUUUUUCCGGUCGGCACUAUGGGUAUUGAUAUCAGCCACAAAUACGAUCGCAAGGUUCGCAGAACCGAACCUAAAUCCCAGGAUGUUUACCUCCGUUUGUUGGUCAAGUUGUACCGCUUCCUCCAACGUCGCACCAACAAAAAGUUUAACCGUAUUGUGUUGAAGCGCUUGUUUAUGAGCAAGACCAACAGGCCACCCAUGUCCUUGCAACGCGUUGCUCGUUUCUUUAAGGCCGCCCAACAGCCAGAAUCAACUGUUGUCAUUGUCGGAACCGUAACCGAUGAUGUUCGUCUAUUGAACGUGCCCAAAAUGACCGUUUGUGCAUUGCAUGUCACCCAAACUGCCCGCGAACGUAUCUUGAAGGCUGGCGGUGAGGUAAUCACCUUCGAUCAACUGGCUUUGAAGUCGCCCACUGGCAAGAACUGCCUUUUGUUGCAAGGUAAACGCACCGCUCGUACAGCCUGCAAACAUUUCGGAAAGGCACCCGGUGUACCUCACUCCCACACCCGCCCCUAUGUUCGCUCCAAGGGACGUAAAUUCGAACGCGCCCGUGGUCGUCGUUCCAGCUGUGGUUAUAAGAAGUAAACAAU